Molecule: messenger RNA, 366 nt
Organism: Rhizopus microsporus ATCC 52813
Lineage: Eukaryota; Fungi; Mucoromycota; Mucoromycetes; Mucorales; Rhizopodaceae
Exons: 1
Coding region: 1-366 (121 amino acids)
Source: RefSeq, a predicted model, not a curated record
AUGUCCAAGUUGCCUCUCAUGUCUGAACGAGUCAGCAUAUUGCAGGCACAGCUCCUCUUUCGUUCCUUAUAUUUGCCAGAAGAUGUACUGCUUGCUUGUCUGUUACCUUAUAUCCGCAAUACCAGAAGAAGCCAGUGGUGCACUCUCUUUCAUACAACGCUUUGGAAAACGGCGCUGUCUGCUACUGAGGAAUCCGAUACUCGCUCACUCAAGUCUACUAAACGACGCUCUUUGCAGCAGAAUCUAGAGAUCCGCCAACGAUGCCGAAACUCCAAACUGCUUUCUAGCUGCCGUCGAUCGAUCUCUCUGGAUCCUAUGCUUUGGUUGCCCAUGUCCAAGUCAGAGCGCAGUCGCUGUAUACGCUGA